AAAAUGGUUCAGCUGGAAAAGACACACGUAAAUAACAUCUCUGAAUUUAUGCUGGUUGGGUUUCCCACAAGCCAGAAACUGCAGUUUAUUCUUUUUGCUGUGUUCCUCAUCAUAUAUUUGUUAACAAUUCUGGAAAAUGUGAUUAUUAUUGUGACAAUAAAGCUUGAUUAUAAACUUCAUAAACCAAUGUACUAUCUGCUAAGUAGCCUGUCUUUUUUGGAGGUAUGGUACGUUUCUGUCACUAUACCUAACCUGCUUGCCAACUUUCUAAACAAGAAAACAAUUUCAUUUGUAGCUUGUAUGACUCAGUUAUACAUCUUCAUAUCUCUGGCCUGCACUGAGUGCAUACUUCUAGCAGUAAUGGCUUUAGAUAGAUAUGUUGCAAUUUGUAUCCCACUACGUUAUACAACCCUAAUGAGCAACAUUUUUUGUCUCCAGAUGGCUGUUGGCUCUUGGUGUACUGGAUUUUCUAUAGCCAUGAUCAAAGCAAUAUUUAUCUUCAGGAUGACUUUCUGUGGAUCCAAUGUGAUCAACCAUUUUUUAUGUGAUAUUUCUCCACUUCUCAAUUUAUCUUGUACUGAUAUAUCUUUCACAGAACUGGUGGAUUUUAUCCUAGCUAUGAUAGUCAUUAUGAUUCCUCUGGUAAUGAUUAUUAUUACCUACUUUUGUAUUCUUUGGACAGUCCUGCGGAUUCCAAAUAACCAAGGAAGACAAAAAGCUCUUUCAACAUGUGCAUCUCAUCUUACUGUUGUGAUAAUAUUUUAUACUACAACAUUAUUCAUAUAUGCAAGGCCAAAAAAGGCAAAUCCAUUUGAUAGAAACAAAACAAUAACUAUUUUUUACUCUGUAGUGACACCGCUUUUAAAUCCAAUCAUUUACUGCUUGAGAAAUAGGGAGGUACAGAACUCUGUAAAGAGGCUAUUUUGUAAAUAA
This is a messenger RNA of Bombina bombina (fire-bellied toad), 933 nucleotides long. RefSeq names its product olfactory receptor 6-like. Gene Ontology annotation, cellular component: membrane. Gene Ontology annotation, molecular function: olfactory receptor activity; G protein-coupled receptor activity. Gene Ontology annotation, biological process: G protein-coupled receptor signaling pathway. The record is from RefSeq and is a predicted model, not a curated record. Lineage: Eukaryota; Metazoa; Chordata; Amphibia; Anura; Bombinatoridae. The coding region runs from base 4 to 933 and encodes 309 amino acids. The transcript has a single exon.